Messenger RNA from Aspergillus mulundensis, 1503 nucleotides. Its product is annotated as alpha/beta hydrolase. The transcript is spliced from 2 exons. Bases 1 to 1503 code for a protein of 500 amino acids. NCBI's taxonomy places the organism in Eukaryota, Fungi, Ascomycota, Eurotiomycetes, Eurotiales, Aspergillaceae. The record is from RefSeq and is a predicted model, not a curated record. Gene Ontology annotation, molecular function: hydrolase activity.
AUGAGCGCCCUCAACAACCCUCUCGCUCUUCUCUGGGCCCUCCUACCAAGAAUCCCUCUCAUCCUGCGAACGGCCCUUCUCCAUGGCAUCGGCCAGUCGCCAGGCGCAGGCAAGCAGGACCUGCGCACCGAAAUGACCGUCACUGUCCUCCGGUCAUUCAUCACGGGUCGGCGAACCCCCGUUGGCAAACAACAAAAGGGAGCGAUGCACGAUCCUGGGAUAAAGGGUCCGCUGUGGGUGUCAAAAGUGAAGAUUCCACAGCCGGAAAUGGAUGUGCAGGACGCGGUCAUAAAAGCGAUCGAGGAGCUGAAAGUGAGCGGCGAAACAUAUGAUAUCCCUGGUGUUGGACCGGUUGAGGCCGAGUGGACGGGGUAUCGCAGGGGCGUGGGCAAGAAUGCGCCUGAACCGGAGCUGUCGGAGGAGCAGAAGUAUACCAAGUUGAAGAAGGAGAAUGAUGCCGAUAUGGUUGUUCUGUACUUCCAUGGCGGCGCAUACUACCUUAUGGACCCCUGCACCCACCGGCCGGUCGUGUCACAAAUCUCCAAGCGUACAAACUCCCCCGUCCUUUCCGUCCGCUAUCGUCUCGCCCCUCAGAACCCCUUCCCCGCCGCCCUUGUCGACGCUCUUACCGCAUACCUAUACCUCGUCGCACCCCCUCCAGGCUCUCUCCACAAUCCUAUCGACCCCAGCAAGAUCAUUUUGGCCGGCGACUCCGCGGGCGGAAACCUCAGCCUCGUCCUCCUUCAGACCCUACUCACUUUGCACCGCACCUCCACGACCGUCAACUUCCACAACAUCGCGGUUACCAUCACUCCACCCGCAGGCGUCGCCGUCUCUUCCCCUUGGUGCGAUAUCUCCCGGUCCAUGCCCUCCAUCCGCAAAAACGCGCCCUACGACUUCCUCCCAGCACCCUCCCCCUUCUCAUCCUCAGAAGCAAACGGCGAGCCAUUCCGUCCACCUCCAAUUCCCGCAGACGCAAUCUGGCCUACCAACCCACCGCGCGUCGACUACUUUGUCAACGCCUCGGCGAUCCUCCACCCGCUCGUCUCGCCCCUCGCAGCUCUUCCGGAUCUCUGGAAGAACAGUCCCCCAAUCUACAUCUCCACCGGUGAAGAAGGCCUAACGGACGAAGGUCUCGUCGUCGCGCGGCGCAUGCACGCCGCUUCCGUCCCGGUCAUCGCGGAACAAGUCGAAGGCAUGCCCCACUGCUUCGGGAUGAUGAUGCCCGGCCAUCCCGCCGGCAAAGCCUUCUACGACUCCAUGGGCUUGUUCUGCGUCGACGCUGUCGCGGGGACCGUCAAGGAUCGUGCGGAUGGGAAGUUAAAGUUCUUCGCUUUCAAGCCGGAGAAUAACAAGGAGAUCCCGCUUAGUGAAGUCGCGAGCCACUUGCCGGAUAGUGAAGUCGAUAAGCUGUUAGCGGACUCGAAGGAGUGGCGUGUGAAAGGGGAGAAGGUCUUAGUGGAUGGGUGGAGUGCUAAGAAUGAGAACCGGGCGCGGUUGUAG